AUGCAGUGGAAGGAUGAUGGAGACGUCGGUAAGACCACGCUCAGUGGCCGCGUGGACUGUCCUGAGAUCAGAGUCCACGACAACUGUAAUACCCCCGCGCACACCCUGUGGGCUGGCGUCCGUGAAGAGGGCACGAACGGUAUCGCAACCUACCGGAUACGCGCGUCGGAGGCUGUGAACGAAGACGACGAGCUGCCCGACCUGUCGAAGACGACUUUGUGGAGGUUCCUCAAAGACAUCGGCUUCGCUUUUGAGAAGAGGAAGCGGAGACUGGCCCUUAUCGAGCGCAGCGACAUCAUUGCCUGGCGUCGGAGGUAUCUGCGAGCCAUCAAAGAAUUCCGAAGACAUGGCAGGUAUAUCAUCUACCUUGAUGAAACCUGGGUGAACGCCGGACACACCAAGCAAUUCGUCUGGCAAGACAAGACUGUGAAGUCCUCACAGGACGCGUUCCUGAAGGGCUUGACCACAGGCCUGGCAGCGCCGUCUGGUAAAGGAGGCCGUCUGAUUCUUGUCCAUGCUGGGAGCAGCGAAACAGGCUUCGUUGAAGGUGCUGCCGACUUCUUCAGGGCCAAGAAAGGCAACAAUGCGGACUACCACUCCGAGAUGGAUGGCACCUACUUCGAAGGGUGGUUUUCAAGCCAGCUCCUGCCCAAGAUCCCGCCCAGCAGCAUCAUAGUGAUGGACAAUGCUCCAUACCACAGUGUAGCUCUUGAAAAAGCAUCCACGUCGUCGGCUCGGAAAGCCGACAUCCAGGCAUGGCUCACAAAGAAAGGAAUUUUAUGGUCAUGGGACAUAGUGAGGGCUGAACUCCUGGAGCUUUCCAAGAAGGUCAACACACCCGGCACUGUGUACCGGAUCGACACCUUGGCAGCUGUUCACAGCCACGAAGUCCUACGACUGCCUCCCUACCACUGUGAAUUCAACCCCAUUGAGCUGGUAUGGAGCAAGGUGAAGGGCUACGUGGCGAGCAAAAAAAAGCUUUUUACGCUUCAAGAGGUCGAGCGGCUCCUGCCAGAAGCACUGGCAUCUGUGACCCAAGAGGACUGGCGAAACUGUUGCACCCACGUUCAGCGUGUUGAAGAUGAAGCGUGGGAACGGAACAUCAUUGUCGACAGUGAAAUUGAGCCAGUGGUAUUCACUGUUCGAAACACGAGUAGCUCCUCCGAUGAAUCUAGCCAAGAUCUGAGCGGCAUCGAGGAACUUGAGUAA
This is a messenger RNA of Ixodes scapularis (black-legged tick), 1209 nucleotides long. RefSeq lists its product as uncharacterized. The transcript is spliced from 4 exons. Lineage: Eukaryota; Metazoa; Arthropoda; Arachnida; Ixodida; Ixodidae. The record is from RefSeq and is a predicted model, not a curated record. Bases 1 to 1209 code for a protein of 402 amino acids. Gene Ontology annotation, molecular function: nucleic acid binding.